Molecule: messenger RNA, 699 nt
Organism: Baudoinia panamericana UAMH 10762
Lineage: Eukaryota; Fungi; Ascomycota; Dothideomycetes; Mycosphaerellales; Teratosphaeriaceae
Exons: 2
Coding region: 1-699 (232 amino acids)
Source: RefSeq, a predicted model, not a curated record
AUGGCUGCGCAGAUGGCCCAACGCGCCUUGAAGAAAGCUGCUCCAGGUCAAGAAGCAUACACCAAGCAAUUGCAAAUACCCACAGUCACAGAGGAUGAUCUCCUUGCAUUUCAAGUUUUUCAUUUUGGCGACGACACUAAACCAGAGAACUGGUUUGUUGAUGCGGAGACCGCACUGAGCUUUCCGUCGGAGCUUCAGUGUGAGGAUGACAACCUCGGCUGGUAUGAAGACGGGACCAAACGUACUCUCACCGAUGCGCAGAUCGCGAUGUUUAGACAUAGCGAGCUUCAGCAAAUGCUACGCGAGCGAGAGAUUCGGCGUGACGAGGACUCUCAGCAAGACGGAGGCGGUUCGGAUGACGGCGGCUCUCCGACCUCUGAGGUGUCAAGCAUAGAGGGCGAUCUUCUUGGCUUGACUUGUCGACCGCUGGCGCCGAAGACAAACCUAUCAACGAAGCCUCCAGAGCAACGAUCAGUCAAGAAACAGCUGUCACACAGCAGCAGAAGCGAGGAGUCACGAUCAAACAGUCGUUCGCAAACCCGACUAAGACAAGAGGUGCCGUACGAUGAGCGACACAAGCGCAAUUGGGAGAACUUCAUUGAUGCGCACGAUCCGAUCCAUGGCUCGAUGACUCACCGCCGACUGGUACGGGAGCUGGACGAGCAGCAUGAGAAAUUGGUCGACAUGGACUACGGCUAA